CGAUGAAUAUGUAGCGACUUCUCGAAAGAACGCAUGAUCGUGGCCGCUGGAAGACAAAUUUAGCACUUCGCAAAAGUAGUUUUUCAAGCAACCUAAGCAGUGCCUCGCGUAAUCAAAGCAUUUUGAACGAAGCAGCAGCACACCUAGCGAACUCGUACACACUGAUAAAUUCAAAAUGUCCGCCAGUGGCGCGCUGCGUUGCCUACACGUGAGCGGCUUUCCUCGCGCACCCGCGUCUGUAUUGUCCGAUGAGGAGAUUGGUGCUUUGUUGCUGUCCCAUUUGGCGGUGCACAACAUCGACAGCACUGCAGGGACUGUACUACCAGACGAGGAGGCCAGUGGUACUGAAGCUGCACCAAGUAAACCGGAAUCACACGAAUCGCAUCCCUCGCCACCUUCGAGCACAACCUGCUCAAGAACCGCCGCGCUCUCACAACAAGAGCAGCACUGGCAGGACCACUUCGACCUGCGUGUGGUGCGGGACCGCGAGACUACUGCGUGCAAGGGCUACGCGUUCGUCACACUGCUCGGGAAAACCGAUGAGGAGCAGGAGCGAUUUCGAAACUGUGUGA
This is a messenger RNA of Amoebophrya sp. A120, 572 nucleotides long. The record is from the annotation of a GenBank genome assembly. NCBI's taxonomy places the organism in Eukaryota, Dinophyceae, Syndiniales, Amoebophryaceae.